Meloidogyne enterolobii is the source of this 445-nucleotide messenger RNA. The record is from the annotation of a GenBank genome assembly. Lineage: Eukaryota; Metazoa; Nematoda; Chromadorea; Rhabditida; Meloidogynidae.
UUUUUCCAAGUUUAUUUUUCUUUUCUUUAUUUUUAGAUAACAAUUCCUAAUUCUCUUUGAACAAUUAUUGUUAAUAAUGUAUAUGCCUAUUGUUCUUGGACCUGACCCGAUUAUGGUUCAAUGUCCAAACUGUAAUCAAAAUACAGCAACUAGACUUAAGUAUGUUAAUGGUAGUUAUACUUGGUGUAGUUGUAUUGGGAUACUAAUUCUUGUUUGUUUUGUUGGUGUUGCUCAAACCUUCAGAUGUGCAAAGAGUCUUAGCGACCUUAUAUUCUGUUCUAUUUUUUUUUCUAUUAUUGGGUUUCCAUUUUGCUUUUGUUCGGUUCUUCCAUUCGUCUUACACAUUUGUAAGGAUGUUGAACAUUACUGUGGUAGUUGCAACAAUUAUAUUGGAAAAUAUUUUCGUGGCAAUAGAAGCCCUGCAAUUGUAUUACCACCUCAAUAA